Messenger RNA from Symbiodinium sp. CCMP2592, 954 nucleotides. Lineage: Eukaryota; Dinophyceae; Suessiales; Symbiodiniaceae. The record is from the annotation of a GenBank genome assembly.
AUGGGCGUCCUCGCUCGCUUCGCCAGCUUGCUUCACGAUGGAGAGAGCUCCGAGGCGUACGCGUACCAUCCCAAAGCCAAGCUCCACAAGGACUUCCUCGACUUUUGCGAUGUGCGGCCAAAGGUGCAGCGAAGAUCCAAAGAGGCCGUGUCCUUUCUGGCUCCGCCACCGCACUACGUUCCGGUCGAAGAGGGCCACGGGGAGAUGCCUGAGGGAGGCACACCGGGAAGGGUUACGGCGGCGCCGGUGGCGGUGCUGGCGGAUAUGGGGGCUAUGGUGGCCAUGGUGGUCAACCAGGCUACGGUGGAGCUGGCGGUUGGAACCAAGGCGGCGGAUGGCAGCAGGGCGGGCAAUGGCAAGGUGGUGGCUUUGGCAACGGCCAUGGCGGUGGCUUUGGCAAAGGCUAUGGCAAAGGCCAAGGCUUUGACCCAGGCUACGGUGCGGCGGGGGCGGGGGCGGGGGCGCUUGGCGGCGGGGCUCUGGGUGCGGGGGCCAUGGGUGCUGGCGCAGCCGGCGCAGCUGGCGCCGCUGGUGGAGGCGCGACGCGACUCCGCAGAGGACCUCGCGGCUGCCUUCGGCGUGGGGAAAGGUUCGAGCGAGACAAGGUCAGCUAACCCACCUGGGUGCCAGGAUGGGGGCUGCCCGGCGGACCAGCCCGGGGUAGUUUGCUCACCCUGCGGGAAAGAGAACCACACGGUGGGCCGAGGCCCCUUCUCUCGCUUCGGGCAGCAAGCUGGCAUUCGCCGCGGCGUAGCGCAACGCUCUGGCCGAGCUCUGGGAGCGGGCGCGGCGGGUGCGGCGAUGGGAGGAGCGAUGGGAGCUGGCUACGGUGCUGGCUACGGUGCCGGCUAUGGCGCCGGCUACGGUGCCGGAGGUGCCGGUUAUGGCCGAGGAGGCGGUGGUGGCUCCGGAGGCAACGGCUAUGGUGGCAAUGGCUACGGAGGCGAAACCUGA